GGGUCGCUGCGGGUGCCGGCGGCGGUGUCGGUGCUGGCCAUGGGGCGGUACUCGGGCAAGACGUGCCGCCUCAUCUUCAUGCUGGUGCUCACCGCCGGCUUCUUCGUGGCCGAGCUGGUGUCGGGCUACCUGGGCAACUCCAUCGCGCUGGUGUCCGACUCCUUCAACAUGCUGUCCGACCUCAUCUCGCUCUGCGUCGGGCUCUCCACCGGCCGCAUCGCCCGCCGCAGCCGCCGCGGGCCCCGCGCCACCUACGGCUACAGCCGCGCCGAGGCGGUGGGCGCCCUCAGCAACGCCGUCUUCCUCACCGCCCUCUGCUUCACCAUCUGCGUGGAGGCCCUGCUGCGCCUGGCCCGGCCCGAGCGCAUCGACGACGCCGAGCUGGUGCUCAUCGUCGGCGCCCUGGGCCUGGCCGUCAACCUGGUGGGGCUGCUGGUCUUCCAGGACUGGGCCGCCUGCUGCCGCCGCCGCCGCACCCCGGCCCCGCCGCCCGCUGCCGCCGCCGCCCCGACGGGGGGGGCGCCCGAGCCGCGGGACGACGCCGACCGAGCAGGUGAAUCCCCAAACGACCAAAAAAGCCCUGAAGAGGGGUCUGAGAGGAAAGUAGAGAAAAAGUCCGAAGCCUUGAACAUCAGAGGUGUUCUGUUGCACGUUAUGGGAGAUGCACUUGGGUCUGUGGUUGUGGUAGUUGCUGCUACAAUCUUCCAUGUACUUCCUCUGGGGCCUAAUGCUCCUUGUAACUGGCAGUGCUACAUCGAUCCGAGCCUGACAAUAAUUAUGGUGGUCAUCAUCUUGUCUUCUGCAUUCCCACUCAUCAAAGAGACCUCAAUUAUUUUGUUGCAGAUGGUUCCCAAAGGUGUUAAUAUGCAACUACUGACUGACAGACUAGCUCGUGUACCAGGGGUUAGCAGCCUUCAUGAGGUGCAUGUAUGGGAGCUUGCAGGUGGCAAGAAUAUUGCUACUCUUCAUAUCAAGUGCCAAACCCCUACUGAUUACCAAGAUGCUGCUUAUAAAAUAAGAAAGGUUUUCCAUGAAGCAGGGAUCCAUUCUGUGACCAUCCAACCUGAGUACAUUGACCACAAGACCUCCCACCUCCUGUGCAGCUCGCCCUGCAUCUCAAAAGCUUGUGACUCUCAGCUCUGCUGCAGUCAGCAGGAGGCACCGCUGGCUAAAAGUAAUGGCUAUACUGAGAAAAACGAUAGCUGCCUUUCUGCACUGCAUAAAGACAAUGGUUCAAGUAAAAGUGAUAUUGAAAUCCCUAUUGAGUGUGCACUGACAGAGAAUAGUGUUAACGACGAGAAAAAUUGUGAAGUGUCUGACAAGUCGCAGUUGAGCAGUACGCGAUUUUAAACAAUUUGGUCUACUCUGUAAAAUUUUUUCAUAGAACAAAGGUGUCCAGGCAGGAAAGCGGGUCAUCAGUGGUUGUAGCUGAAGUUAACGUGGCAAAAAGAUUUCUGUGCUUUAGCUGUAAACCAAAAUACACCUAAAAAAAGCUUGUAUCUGAAAUAAGGGUUAAUAUUUCCAUGAAAAGUGUGCAUUCAUCUAAGAGUUUUCCCAUACAGCCUAACACAGUUCCUUACCAAACCAUGUGUGAAUUCCUGUUGUUAGAGUGGAUGAGGUGUAUUGCUGUCCACCCUGAUGCUUGCAGUGUAUGACCAGUGCCACUGGGAAUGAAACUCUUGCCUUUCUGUCAAAGUGAGCUGUUUCCUGAGAGCCCUGUAGCGAGUUAAUGAUUGUACUGGGCUGAAGUACUGUAUAUUUAUAAAGGACUUAAGUAGAGAUGUUUUACUGAUCCUCAAAACCCACUUUGCAUAGACAGUUCAUUUUUAGCAGUAACUGUUGUGCUUCAGAAGUUUGUGAAUGAAAAUAAUGGUGUCUGAUUGGAGGGGAAGCACUUGGAAAGGGUUGGCUUGCAUUGUUUUCGUGACCCCUGUAUUUGGGGACAGAGCAGAAUCUGGUCUUGCUUCUCUGCUAGAACUGCUGGAGCCAGCCUAAUCACAGAUGAAGGAUGCUAAAGAAUAUGCUCUGUGUCAUGAAACUAAGGAAUUACUAGCAUUGUCUCUACUGAUUUUGGCAAGCAAAAAUGCAAGUAGUCACCAAUUAACUUUUAUCUUGUUCAUUGUUGUGAUUAAACAACUCAGUUCUUACCCCUUGCCUCUACCCCCCCAACCUCCCAAGCAACAGAAGUUAUACUAGCCACAGUCUUAUUCACUGUUGUGUGGAAUGAUUGCAGUAUCUUUAACACUGAGCAUCUGUCCUUAUUCAAGCUGAAUAAAUAAGCUAAUGUGUCUAUUAUGAAUAGUUAAAAUUCUGCAAUGCUAUUAUUAAGAGACAACUUAAUAUUGAGAAAUUCCAUUAGAAGUUUUUUAAAACAGUGUUAUAACUUAGAGGGAGCUUUUGUAUAAUAUCUAUAUCUAUAUCUAUAUAUAUAUAUAAAUACUGGGAGAUUUUCCUAUUUUAAUCUCAAUUAUUUCUUGUUGAUUUAUUGUAAAAGUCUAUGCCCUCCCCUCUGCCCUGCUUCUCCUCCCCAAACCCAAAGGUGCAUUUUGAAGUAUUUAGUGAAGCAUUUCCAUUCUCCUUUUUGCUGCUGCUUCUUUUUGAAGACAUGCAAGGGUGCUUUAAGGAAAACAAGAUGACUUGCCCUGUCAGCAGUGCUGGAUUUUGGUCGGGUCUGCUCUCCGGGUUUUUGGAAGAGGGAACCCACUACCUAAUACACACUGAGGGCAGUGCUUAGCCUCACUGUGGAUCUGAUCCAGAAGCUUUCAAAUGCAUUUUUUUUCAAAAGUAGCUUUUCAGUGCUCCAUGUGGCCUGGACAGGCUAUUUAGUUAGCAGUUCACAGAGACACCUUUAAAAAAUAGUGGUGUCUUUACCUCAGGGACAGCUUAGUGGAAAGGGCAAAUUGAUUUCCUGCUGGGCUGGGAAAAUACCAAGACCUGGUAGGACCGCGACUGGCUCUAAAGCAGCCAGCUCCUUAAUAAGGAUGGUUACGUUAAAGUCAAUGAAUAUUAAAACACACAGCAGGGUAUUUUGCUGCUUGGAAAAUUAUAUUUACUGGACCAGUGAUUGCAGUCUAAAUUGCACACCUCUAGGUUUGUACCUACCCCUUUUGAACCAAUUCUUGGGUGAAUUAAUGUAUUUUAUAGCCUUUCAAGGUGGGUUUGUAUUAUAUAAAUUAAACUAUUUGUUAAUAACAUUAAAAGCUUAAUCCUCCAGUGUGUUUGGUCCUGUUAGCAGCAGCAGGAUUUUGCUUUGCGUUUGUUGCACAAAUUAAUGUAAAUCAGGAAACAUUUCAAGAACUGCUCUGUCCUUUUAAAGCGUGUGGCAUGAAGUAAGACAGCUCAUGCUUCUGUUCUUUUUGUACUUAUUUUCAUCUAUUAUGAUGUUUAAAUGGAGGAGUGUAAAUCUAAAUAACAAAUAUAUUUAUAGGUUCACUUGUUUUCUGAGAAGUGGAGUAGAAUUCUCCCAAAAUAACAACAAAGUCUGUGCGGGAACUUACCUCCAAGAUAUCCUCUAAAACAAGCACCCUUUCAUAAAUUAUGCAUUUGUGUCUUAAAUCAGGUAAUCUUUUUAUAUACACAUUUUACUAAAUGGUUGAAAGAUGGAGUGUCAGUAUUGUUUUACCCUGGAAUUAGAGAAAAAGAGUAUGUGUAAUAUUGGGGUAUUUGAUAAAAUGGACUAUCAUCUUUUUCUCUAUCCUUCCAGUGUUUGUAAAAACAGUAGUUAUCUAUUUUUUUAAGUUUUUAAAAGUGGUGUAACCUGAAAACACAUUGAAGUAACAUUCUUGAACUUUCUUGUCUGGUUGAAUGUACUGUAAUUGUUGUCUGUGAAUAAAUAGGAAAAUACCAGGGAAUAUAGAAAUCUUCAGGCCUAGAAAACAGGCAAAGUUAAAAGAUGCUUUAUUAGCAAGCAAAACCAGCAGAGCUAUGUUACUGAUGAGACGAACCUUGCAUUUUCUGUGUAGGGGCUUUCAGGGUACCCAGAUAGGGUUUUUGACUGAGUAUCCUUGCCUGUCUUUGAGCCCUGCAACAGAAUAUUUUUCUUCUGUUUUAAAUGUGUGACAACUAGCUCUGCUGGGUGGUCCCUUUCUACUUUCAUAGAAGACAUCAUUCCAAUAAGUGUCUAUCUUGUGUUGGCUAAUUUCCCUUAAGUUGUUAGCACCUCUUCCAAUUCUCUUGAAGUACGUUUACCUCAUUUUGAAAUACAGUACACUUCAGUAUUUGCACUUAUCUAUGGCACUUGUUCUAAAUUCAGUCUUGGAGCACAUUGCAUUGUCAUAAAUUCUCCUUUCUGGCCUCUUUAACUUAACCGCUUUUUUUUCCCCUCCAAUUCAAUAAUGUAAAGUUUCUGACUGUUGCAAGUUGAUUGUGCUACCCUGUCCCCUUCAAGUACCCCCUUCUGAGUUCACCAUUCCUGCAGUCAGAUUCUCUUGCAGUGAUUCCCCCCCAAGUCCUUUAGCAAAGGAAAUGUGCUUAAAACACAGGUAAUUUUUCAAACAGCUGGCCAGUUUAUGUGUCCCCCAGAUCCACAACCUGCCAUACAUGUGACUUAACUGUAUGGCAACAAAACGUGCUAGCCUUGGCAGAUAGUUCUGGAACAAGAGUUAAAUCUGGAAUAAAUUAACAUGUAUGCAUACAUGACAUGGUAUGCAAAAGCAAUUUACUGGCCUUCAUCAGUUGUGGGCCUUGUUUAAAGUGAAUUCAAACUUUUGUCACCUUGUCAUAUGUUCUUUAACCAAAUGUGUAAAUUCAAUUGUUAAUUCUUUCUUCAGUAACAAAGCGCAGAUCUUGCCUUUGCUCUUCUGUGUAAAAAAAAAAAAUAUAACUUAGGCCUUUUAAAAGCAGUAUUGUCUUUGUUUUGCCAAGUUUUCAGUUGAUUUCCUUGUGUCCUUUGAGAUACUUAUUUUGAUUUGUAGUGCAGCCAUUUUUUCCUUCCUCCUAAUGUUCUUCUUAUUUGUUUUUUUCAAUAAAAGCAGAUCAAUUUUGUUCUCCUUCUGGUCAUGGAUAUGUACCUGUAACACAAUUUACAAACACCUCUUUUAUGUACUGGCUUUUUUUUUUUUUUCACUCCAUUUUUAUUCAAGUCCCCCUGUCUGUUCUUGCUGUGUGAUGUACUUCACCAUUGCAAACCAAUUGUUUUACCUUGUUCAGUUCUUCCCACACUUUCCCCCCUUCCCUCUAUUAUAAUGCUUACCUUCCUGAAUGCUCCCUUUUAUUCUGAGGCCAAGGUCUGUGGAUAGGAUUAUUUAAUGUCCUUUCUUCAGCAUAGAAGUGUUGUCUAAGUAGAUUGGGACUUUAAAUAUAUAAAUUAAAUAUAUAAAUAUAUAAAUUCCACUGCACUCCCCCUGAACCACCUUUUAGAGAAAGUUGGUUUCUAAACCUCAGAAGGUAUAAUGAAAUCGGGGGGGGGGGGUCAGUAGUCAUUCCUUAACACCUUAAGGGAAAGCUUGGAUCACUUGUUAGAAAGCAGGUAAAAGGGAUGUUUCUGGAAAAGUAAUCCAAAUGCUAUGAAGAUUUCUAUAGGUUUUAGUAUUUACUCUGCUGUACAGUGGAAGCACUUUGUGUUAAAUACUUUAUUUAAACAGUGACACCUUGAUGUGAGGAUGUCACUCUAUGAAGUUGUUACAUUUAUGGAGUUAUGUUGCUUAAAACUUCCUCCAGCUUUUCUGUUCACAAUGUGAUUUAAAUAAUGUGCCAAAAUGGAAUUUCCACGAUUGCUGAAUCAAUGAAUUGUAAAUCUCACUGUGGUUUUAUUAACUGUUAGUGCAAAACUGAAUUUUAUGUACAGUUUUACUUUUUUUUUUUUUUUCAAAAUAAAGUUUGAAUGUGUU
Molecule: messenger RNA, 5828 nt
Organism: Cygnus olor (mute swan)
Lineage: Eukaryota; Metazoa; Chordata; Aves; Anseriformes; Anatidae
Gene: SLC30A10
Product: solute carrier family 30 member 10
Exons: 4
Coding region: 40-1350 (436 amino acids)
Biological process (GO): manganese ion transport; zinc ion transmembrane transport; detoxification of zinc ion
Cellular component (GO): membrane
Molecular function (GO): zinc ion transmembrane transporter activity
Source: RefSeq, a predicted model, not a curated record